This is a messenger RNA of Ilyonectria robusta, 798 nucleotides long. Its product is annotated as t-SNARE. The transcript has 2 exons. Gene Ontology annotation, molecular function: SNAP receptor activity; SNARE binding. NCBI's taxonomy places the organism in Eukaryota, Fungi, Ascomycota, Sordariomycetes, Hypocreales, Nectriaceae. The record is from RefSeq and is a predicted model, not a curated record. Gene Ontology annotation, biological process: intracellular protein transport; Golgi to vacuole transport; vesicle fusion. Gene Ontology annotation, cellular component: membrane; endomembrane system; SNARE complex. Bases 1 to 798 code for a protein of 265 amino acids.
AUGUCGUUUGACCAGCUCUCCAACCUCGAAUCCGGCCGUCGCGGGGGAUACGCCGACGACCCAGCCUUCCAAGAGUUGCAGUACGACCUCAAGAGCAAGCUGCAGGCGCUGCUGAGCAGCAACCGCAAACUCGCCAACGAUGUCAAUGUGCUGGGCACCAAGAAGGAUACCCCGCGCCUCCGCGAGCGAGUCCAUAACAGCAUGGAGAAGACCCGCGAGAUGUGCCAGGCGAUCGGCGAGGGAGUGAAGAGGCUUCAAACUUGGGAGGAUCUCACCAAGCAGCAAAAGUAUGAGCAGACCAAGGUCUCGAGCGACUUCCAAGCCGCCCUUCAAGAAUUCCAGACCCUCCAGCGACGAGCCCUCGAGAAGGAGCGCGCCUCCGUGACAGCCGCCCGCGCCGCCCAUGAUACCGAAGCACAAGGCGAGGCGCAACAGGGCGCACCUCUGGAGCAGUUGCAGCAGCAGCAGGAGUUGUCGCAGUUGGCAGCCCAGGGCGAGGUCGACUUCCAGGAGGCUCUUAUCAUCGAGCGCGAGGAGGAGAUCCGCAACAUCGAGCAGGGUGUCGGCGACCUGAACGUGCUCUUCCGACAAGUAGCGCAGAUUGUCAGUGAGCAGGGCGAAUCACUCGACUCGAUUGCAGACAAUGUCCACAACAUCCGCGAUGACACAAGGCAAGCCGAUGUUGAAAACCGCCAGGCCGCGCGAUAUCAAAAGGCCGCUCGCAACAAGAGCUGUUGUCUAUUGCUAAUCCUGGCGGUCAUCUUGACCAUUGUUAUUCUCGCGAUUGUUCUCGACUAG